Messenger RNA from Globicephala melas (long-finned pilot whale), 1715 nucleotides. RefSeq names its product tyrosine 3-monooxygenase/tryptophan 5-monooxygenase activation protein eta (gene YWHAH). Gene Ontology annotation, biological process: intracellular protein localization; signal transduction. Gene Ontology annotation, cellular component: cytoplasm. The record is from RefSeq and is a predicted model, not a curated record. Lineage: Eukaryota; Metazoa; Chordata; Mammalia; Artiodactyla; Delphinidae.
CGUCCGCGGCGCGAGCCACAGCGCGCGGGGCGAGCCAGCGAGAGGGCGAGCGGCGCUACCUGCUGCCUGCAGCCUGGGCCGGCCGGCGAGCCAGUGCGCGUGCGCGGCGGCGGCCUCCCCUGCGACCGGAGAAGACGAGCGGGCGAGCUAGCGGAGCGGGGCGCGAGGCGAGGCAGGGCUCAGCGACAUGGGGGACCGCGAGCAGCUCCUUCAGCGGGCGCGGCUGGCCGAGCAGGCGGAGCGCUACGACGACAUGGCCUCCGCCAUGAAGGCGGUGACCGAGCUCAACGAACCUCUCUCCAAUGAAGACCGAAACCUCCUCUCUGUGGCCUACAAGAAUGUGGUCGGUGCCCGGCGGUCUUCCUGGAGGGUCAUCAGCAGCAUCGAGCAGAAAACCACGGCUGACGGGAAUGAGAAGAAGCUGGAGAAGGUUAAGGCUUACCGGGAGAAGAUCGAGAAGGAGCUGGAAACAGUGUGCAAUGACGUGCUGGCCCUGCUGGACAAGUUCCUCAUCAAGAACUGCAAUGACUUCCAGUAUGAGAGCAAGGUCUUCUACCUGAAGAUGAAGGGCGACUACUACCGCUACCUGGCAGAGGUGGCUUCUGGCGAGAAGAAAAACAGUGUGGUCGAAGCUUCAGAGGCAGCCUACAAGGAAGCCUUCGAAAUCAGCAAGGAGCACAUGCAGCCAACACACCCCAUCCGGCUGGGCCUGGCCCUCAACUUCUCCGUGUUCUACUACGAGAUCCAGAAUGCGCCCGAGCAGGCCUGCCUCUUAGCCAAACAAGCCUUUGAUGACGCCAUAGCCGAGCUGGACACACUAAACGAGGAUUCCUAUAAGGACUCCACGCUCAUCAUGCAGCUGCUGCGAGACAACCUCACCCUCUGGACGAGCGACCAGCAGGACGAGGAAGCUGGAGAAGGCAACUGAGCGCCUCGGCCCACCCCCGCCCCGACCCCAUCACCACUGGUCCUUCCUCACCACAGUCACUAAGUAUCUAGUGCUAAACCUAUCUGUAUGGCAGCACAGCUACUCAGAUCUGCUCUCUGCCCCCGGGAAGCAGUUCCAGAUAAAUUUAUGGGCAUUGCUGGACUGAUGGUUGCUUUGAGCCCACAGGAGCUCCCUUUCUGAAUUGUGCAGACAGGUGCAUUCUGAAGGAGGCAUUUUCCUAUGCCUGCUGAUCUAGGUGAAGUGCAGGGGAAAAGCCUCGGGGAAGUUAGGAGAAUUAACCACACAGGCUACAGUUGGUAUUUAAAUGGUCCACUUAAAACCAGCUGCUAGUGUUUUGUUAAAGCAGUACAUCUGUGCAUGCAAAAGUGAAUUCACCCCUCCCACCUCUUUCUUAGCUAAUGGAAAACUGUUAAGGGAAGCUGAUAUGAGAGACCACUUGCUCCUUUCCAUCAGCUUAAUAAUAAACUUUAACGUGAGGUUUCAGUAGCGCCUUGUUUGCCUCUUUAAAUUAUGAUGUGCACAAACCUUCUUUUCAAUGCAAUGCAUCUAAAGUUUUGAUACCUGUAACUUUUUUUUUUUUGGUUGCGACUGUUUAAGAAUCAUGGAUUUAUUUUUUUGUAACUAUUUGGCUAUUGUCCUUGUGUAUCCUGACAGCGCCAUGUGUGUCAGCCCAUGUCGAUCAAGAUGGGUAAUUAUGAAAUGCCAGACUUCUAAAUUAAAUGUUUUGGAAUUCAGUGGGUAAAUAAAUGCUGCUUUGGGGAUAUCA